Morone saxatilis (striped sea-bass) is the source of this 2359-nucleotide messenger RNA. RefSeq lists its product as uncharacterized. The transcript has 4 exons. The coding region runs from base 1576 to 2169 and encodes 197 amino acids. Lineage: Eukaryota; Metazoa; Chordata; Actinopteri; Moronidae. The record is from RefSeq and is a predicted model, not a curated record.
UCUGAAAUGUUAGUUGAAUGUUGAGUGAUAAAAGAAGCAGGACCUGCCAGUGUCAGGUCAUGGGUUGGUUUACAAACUGAAUGCAUAUCUGUUCAUUUAAUAAGGUGUAAGCACUGAAAACUGACCUCUUGAAGUGUAAAAGCUUGAGUGUUAAUGGGAGUUUGAAUUAUGACUCAACUCUUUUCUAUAAGAAAACGUUUAAUAUUGUAAAAAGUAUAAACAAAGUUUUGAGUAGACGCGCACGUCAACAAAACAAGCUGAAGUUUGAAUGAAGUUUCAUUUAGAAAUUAUAAGUUGGAGCAUGUUGAACAAAUGCCCAGGAGCAGAAAAAAUAAAGCUAUAAAUAGGAGUUCAAUAGUGUGCUUCCCUGAAGUGAUAACAGUAUAACAUAUUUUAUUAUUCUGAAGGAAACAUGUAGCUAUAAUGCAAGUUUAGAUUGUUUUUAAGUAGUUGUAACAGUGGUAUUGUUGUUUUUUGCAGGGAUCUUCUGUAUGUUUGGGAUUUAAGUUAAAUCAUGAAUGAUAUUUUCUUUGAAGAUAAGACAUCUAAUCUUUUAUCUUAUCAUGAGCUGUCACUGUACACAGUAAUUCAAAAUAACUCUCACGUACUCUGCUGAUGAUAUGCAUACACAAUCCUGAAAGUAUGCGACUGAUAAUGUUAAAAUACUCUCUUAUCUGCUUCAGCCUGCAACAAACAUAAACUAUAGACUAUACGUUUGCAGGAACAUUCUGACCACAGAGUACCUUAAAAUGCAUCCAGUAAAAUGGUAUAUGUACAAGUAUACAAGUAUACAAGUAUAUGUUCCCUACUGAAAACGUACAGGCCAAAACAGGCCCUCUAAUAAUUUAUGCCACCUGAACACUGGGAGGCACAGUGCAUUGCUGAGCGCUGGCCAAAUGCUCCAGGGCAACCACUGAAAAAACAAGUUUUCUCUUUUUUGACAGUGUGGUGUGUGUGACUCAACACAACUGAAGUCAAAUGUAUUUGAUCAUCAUUUUACUUGCUGCCGUACACCUUACUUGAGUCAGUUAUGCAAAAUACGGCCUCCUUUAGGAAAAGGCUCAACUCUGCACUUUAAGCUUUUUUGAUUACUCAUUCUGGACCAUGUGCCUCUUUAAAAACCGUCUGUCCAAGCAGCCGCUGCAAAGUUUCAGCUCUCUGUUGGUGGUUCAGCUGCUUUAUUGUCUCAGUUGGUAACUACUGUAUCUGUCACUCACUGAAGGAGAAUAGAACACCAUGACUACUGAAGUAAACAAGCUUUAAGUAGCUCUGUGUAUACCCUUAUAACACACAUCAUACAGCACAGGGAAAUGUAGACAGGAACACUGCAGAACUGUACCACAGCUUGUAAGGUAAGCAAUAAAGUAAAUAACUCUCCUUAGGGCUGCUUUAAGGCUUUAUACUGGUUGUUAUUUGAAAUACAUACACACUGUGAUAUUUUAAGGCUUGCAACAACUGUUUCCAGUUUCUACUGCUAUUGAAUACAUUAAACCAUGUGGUCAUUUGUACAGUAUUUGUUGUGCCAGACACCAAAGAUUCAGAGCUGCUGGUGAUGCCAGUGAGCCAACAGAGAAAAUGUUCAUCAAAUAUACCAACCUACGAUACCCCAGUCGCCACCAUGAAUUAUUUCUGCCUAGUCGACCCUACAAGGGAGAACCGCCGGCAGUGGCAGGAUUUCUCCUUUACCCGGAUACUCCUGCUAAGAUGGAGACAACAUCACGAGAGGCUUUCUGUUUUAGACCCGUCGAACAGCGAGACAGGGACAAAGGAGUCCGCAUCCUCCAGAAAACACAGCUGGAGUCCCGCAGUUCUUGUCCCACAUCCUCGAGACAAACAGGACGAGGAACCAGCAGCAGGGACAGGGAACCGGGGGAGGACGAGCAAGAAGGCAACCGUGAUCAGACGGGGUUGACAGCAGUGAAAACUGAACCAGAUUCAGUAGAGAUGCAGUCUCAGUAUCAGAAGGACUUCCCUCCUCCGACCUCCUGCCGCAGGAGACGCACACCUGCUCUCCCACAGCCAGACAACAUCGGCAUCAACCCUGCCUUCAGGAUCGAGUUUAGCACGGUCCAAAGAGAGACUUUCCCUGGUUGGCCAAUCAUGAAUCCCAGGUAUGCUGGAAGGAUGAGAGCAGCUUCAUCCGGACAACCAAACAUGAUUUCUGAGUGAUAAUCUAUAACACAAGAAAUCAACUUCCAUGUGUCUCUCUUGUGGUGUCACCCUUGUGGUGUCACCCAGCUCAUCUUUGGUCAUAAAGCAUUUCUUUUCAUUACAAAUAAAUAAAUGUUAAAAUUUGUCAUAAAAUAUAUAUAUCAAAGUUCUUCUUUUCAUUACAAAUAAAUACUGACUACACCAAAUG